UGAGAACCUUUCUGGAUUCGGUUCUCGUAAAUUAGAGCGGAGUGAGCGCUCUUAACGUCCACCUCAUCUCGGACCUGGAACGGUCUCAUCUCCAUGGGAUUACAAUAUAGUGGCAAAAACAUGACGACGUCUUCCCUUCCCGUCCUCGAGGGCAGCGACCCCCGACUCAAACUGACGGUGGGAAACAGAAUACGAAACGUUUUUGUCACACAGUUGGAAGACACCAGACACAGAAAAGAGGAACAUGUCAACUAUUUACCUGUUGUGACAGAGACUUCCAGCAGAGUCCUUGAGGCAGGAGUGAAUACUUUGCUAAAGACCCUGGUUCUGAAGAAACAGGCUGAGUUGGACAAGGUGGACCAGCAACUCACACUCAAACGACAGGAGUUUAAGAACCGCAUGGAGGCUCUAUCCUGGAGAAAGUCUGAACUGGAACUAAAACAACAGCAGACUACAGAGAGGUUGAUGAAGUUUGAGAAGUUUGUGGCUGAAAAUGAAGUGAAGCGACGCCGAGCGCUGCAGAAGUAUGAGGCGACACUUGAGCUGGACAUUUCUAAACAGAGAGAGAUAGGAGAUCUGACAGAUCAGCUGAAACAACUGAGAGCCAGAAAGCAAGUUUUAAAGGAGAGAAUGUCCAAAUACAAAAUCUAUGAAGACUAUUUGAUGAAAACAAUAGAUCAUUUCCCAAGCACUUACCUUGAUAAUGGGUCUGAAUCUUUGGUUAUGCCCAUCAUUCGGCGCCAUGAGACCCUGACCAUCACCCACCAGGAGCUGCUGCAGCGUUUGAGGAGUCUGGAGGAGGAGGUGGAGCAGGGCAGGCCACAACUGCUGAUCAUGAAGCAGGAGCACAGUAUUAAAACAUUGAUGGCCAAUAAAGAACUGUCUGAUCUCCAGAGUGAAUUAGAAACCCUUAGAGAGACAAACAAGCAGGCAGAGGUUAACCUGCUGCUGGAGCAAGACCUGUCCAGACAGAAGGUUGAAGAAGAGGGUCGCUUGCUUAUGGCAAUCAACAAUCUUGCAGAGCAGUGCUAUCUAUCAACAUAUGGACCGCUGGAAAACAUGAACAUGCUGACAAUGAUGGACAUGGUGAAGGAGUACAUCCUGGACAAGGCAGACACGGAGAGGAGAGCAAGGAGACUGAUGGAGUCUGGGUCUGCCAUGACAAGUCGAAACAGCUCCGACAGACAAAAGAGAGAGGGGGUUAAUGAAAAGCAUCCGCAGUAAAAUACAAAUUAAAAGUUCAAGUAAAGUCAGUUGAAAGAGUGAGACAUGGUGGCACUGUUAAAGCAAUCAGCUGUGUGUUGAGUGGAAGCUGUAGUUUGACAAGAAAAAGUACAACAUGACAAGUAUGACACCUAAGAAAACUACAUCUGCGAAUGAAGAACCCGGGAUUAAAACUCUGGAAAAAGCAAGUAAACACACGUUGUGGUAGGAUAUUGUUGUCAUCAUCUAUAAGUGGUCUGACUUUCAUUUUUUUGUCAGUGUCAGUGUUCAAAAUGAGUGUUCAAUGAAAAAUGCUAUGGACCACCUGACCUUCCUGUUAUAAGUACACAUCGUGCAGGACCAAAUGCUGCAACCAUUUACAAUUUCUUAAGUUAAGUAAGAAGUUAGUUAAAUUAAGUAAUAACCUGUUUUUUUUUAUUAUUUCUAUUUUUUAAGCAACUUUCACCAAAUUCCUUGUAUUGUGUAACGAACUUGGCAAUAAACAGUACUGAUUCUGA
Molecule: messenger RNA, 1721 nt
Organism: Cyclopterus lumpus (lumpfish)
Lineage: Eukaryota; Metazoa; Chordata; Actinopteri; Perciformes; Cyclopteridae
Gene: ccdc197
Product: coiled-coil domain-containing protein 42 homolog
Exons: 10
Coding region: 94-1224 (376 amino acids)
Source: RefSeq, a predicted model, not a curated record